Molecule: messenger RNA, 883 nt
Organism: Chara braunii
Lineage: Eukaryota; Viridiplantae; Streptophyta; Charophyceae; Charales; Characeae
Source: the annotation of a GenBank genome assembly
UACGCUGGAGAAGGAAUUGUUGAGAACAGCUCUGAGAACAGAACUGCCGGAGUACGUUCCGUACAGGGAUAGAAGAAGUCGCCAAAGCGACCUGGAAGCCAUAGCCAUGUCUUGGAGGUGGCGUAGGCGCGAUCCCUAGUGGUCUCCUUGUCUUCUUCUUCUGUUUUUCUCUCUCUCUCUCUCUCUCUCUUUCUCUCUCUCUCUCUUUAUCUUUGCUUUCGUCUUCUACUCUUCCCUCCCUCUGUGUCUGUCUCUUCUUUCCCUGUUUUCCUCCCCCUGGGCUGCUGUUAGGGGGGGUGGGGGAGUGGGGGGGCGGGCAGGGAUAAGGUGGUUGUGCGUCUGUCAUGGCGCCUCGACAGAGACAAGCAGCGCGGAAGAAGCAAGGUCGGCCACCCCUCGCUGACGUCAGCGCUAAUUCAACAGCACCGGCCGAUCGGCAACCUCUCGCUGACGUCAACGUUAAUACCGCAGCGGCGGCAGCAAAAGCGGUGGAACAUGCGAGAACAGUGGAGUCGGCAGAAAAGUAUUUUGAUGAAGCAGUGGAGGAAGAGGUGGAGAAAUUGAUAUCUGCGAAGGAGAAACUUUUUGCCAAUUCGAAGAUGGCGUUGCGAGCGAGGCUGCUGGCGCUUCCAAACCGUUUGAAAAAGAUAUCAGCCGCAGAGUUCCUUGCUGACUAUGGAGGAGACAUCAACGCUUUUCUUCUGUGUGAAAAGCAAGGUGCACCUGCUCGUGAAGCGAAUUAUCAACCAUGCUUGAAACUAUUGGCUCCUUCGAAUCCUGCACCCUCAUGCUGUGCCUAAAUGCGAUUUCUUUCCAGAUAGCUAAUGAUGAGGGGGGGGGGUAAGAUGAUUCAGCCAUCGAUGUCGAAUAGCUAAUUGGUAUU